Messenger RNA from Onychomys torridus (southern grasshopper mouse), 849 nucleotides. Its product is annotated as keratin-associated protein 16-1-like. Lineage: Eukaryota; Metazoa; Chordata; Mammalia; Rodentia; Cricetidae. The transcript has a single exon. The record is from RefSeq and is a predicted model, not a curated record. Bases 1 to 849 code for a protein of 282 amino acids.
AUGGGCACAACCAGCCUGCACCUCCCCAUGACUUGCCUUUCCCUGUGCCUUGCCCCCUGUGCCCUGACACCCUGUGCCCUGCCUCCUGUGUACUGCCCCCGUGCACUGCCACGCUGUGCCCUGACAUCCUGUGCCCUGACACCCUGUGCACUGCCCCCCUGUGCCCUGACUCCCUGUGCCCUGACUCCCUGUGCCUGCCCCCUGUGCACUGACACCCUGUGUCCUGCCCCCCUGUGCCCUGCCUCCCUGUGCCCUUCCCCCUGUGCCCUGCCCCCUGUGCACUGCCCCCCUGUGCCCUGCCCCUGUGCCCUGCCUCCCUGUGCACUGCCUCCCUGUGCCCUGCCUCCCUGUGCCCUUCCCCCUGUGCCCUGCCCCCUGUGCACUGCCCCCCUGUGCCCUGCCCCCUGUGCCCUGCCCCCUGUGCCCUGCCCCCUGUGCACUGCCCCCCUGUGCCCUGACACCCUGUGCACUGCCUCCCUGUGCCCUGCCCCCUGUGCACUGCCCCCUGUGCCUGCCCCCUGUGCCUGCCCCCUGUGCCCUGCCCCCCUGUGCCCUGCCUCCCUGUGCCCUGCCCCCUGUGCCCUGCCUCCCUGUGCCCUGCCCCCUGUGCCCUGCCUCCCUGUGCCCUGCCCCCUGUGCACUGCCUCCCUGUGCCCUGACACCCUGUGCCCUGCCUCCCUGUGCCCUGCCCCCUGUGCCCUGCCUCCCUGUGCCCUGACACCCUGUGCCCUGCCCCCUGUGCCCUGCCCCUGUGCACUGCCCCCCUGUGCCCUGACACCCUGUGCCCUGCCUCCCUGUGCCCUGACACCCUGUGCCCUGCCAUAUGGCAGCUCCCAUGCCAUACCAUAA